ACAUUUCAUGGCUGACAUGAUAUCGAUAUUAUUCUUAAUAUCGAUGCCAUCAAAGAUUGUAUCAAUGAAUCAUUGAUUGUAUAAAAGAUCGUUCAUAAUCUUUGAUUAUAAUGCAAACUUGGAUGCAAACAUUCCAUCUUUUAAAAAUAGGAUCUUUUGAAUAUCAACAGAAAGAUUGAAGACUGCCAACAACUUCUGUCGUCUCAUCAGGCCUCAAGACAACAUGACUUCAGCUUACGGCCAAGUACCUGUAAAGUCAGCUCUUUUCCAUAGAGGAGUAGGCACGUGGCACUAGCUCUUACAUGUAGAAGGAAACCGUAGGUGUCUACCAUAUCUUAGACUCAAAGGAAUGCUUGUUUUAUGACAAGCUGAAUGAUACAAAGGCAAUAACAUUCUGGUAGGGUGUGUGAUCCUGGUGAAGCUAAAGGAAUGGAUCCUGAUGGGGCAAACGGUGGUCACAACUCUCAGUCUGCACUUGAAAUAUCAACAGGAGGAAUUAAAGUCCCAAGUCAGAUGUCCUACAAGUCGGGAGAGCAUAACAUUUCAAUGCCUCUGUCCAGUGAACUGUGUUCUGAGCAGAAAAGUGCUAAUGAGAUCAAACUUGAAACUGAAUCAAGCGGUAGAAUUAUGUCUGAUGUGUAUACAAAUACUGGGAUUGGAUGCCAGGCAGACGUUUCCCAUGUAACAUCGGAGAAUAGUGAUAAUUGGGAACCUGCUGCUGGUUUGAACAUUAAUGAUAACAUUGAUCAGCAAUCCAGAAAUGAGACUUCACAUGGGACAUGUGCUAUAAAAUGUAGUGAAUCGUUUACUGAUGAGAGUAUGACGGAUAGUGUGGACAUUGGUGAUGCUGUUCACUCGAGCUCAAAGUGGGGUGCUACUGAAUCGUUACAUCUAGAGCUGCAGCAUGCUGAAACUGCACCUUCAACUUCCCCUCAGUUAUCCAGCAGUAAGAAUCAUGCUGAUUGCUUGACUGACACAGCUGUACCAACGAGGGCUUUAUCAGAGUCAAUUGUAGGACAAGAACUCCCACAUCAAACCAUGAGCAAAGACAGUAAUGGAUGUGGUGCUGGUGGCUCUUCCAAGCCAUCUGUUUCCCUAGACUUGAUACAUUUAGAUGACUGCCAGGUUCAUGUUGAAGCUACAAGUGAAAUGGUUGAGAACAGAACCCAACCCCUGGCUAAUGCUGUAAAUAGCGCAUGCCUUACGGAAGACAUGGAAACUGAAGGAGAAACCGCAGCACAGAGGCAACAAAGAAGAAAAACAGGGAGUAGAAGGGACAAAACACGCCAUGUCCUUCCGGCUUGUAACUGUUCAUUGUUGCGGUGUAGUGAGCAAAUUACAGAGGAGGGAAGGCAAACUAUAAAUUCUACUUUCUGGCAGCUUAAAGGUUUGAAUAAACGGAGACAGUGGAUGUUGGACCACAUGAAAUGGCAUCUCACCACGGUCAGUAGCAGGAAAUGGUUAGGGAAGAAAAGGAAGAGUAGAACUUUUUUCCUUCCAGAUGUUCAUGGCAAGCUUGUGAGAGUGUGUAAAGAUUUUUUCAUCAGGACUUUAGGAUUUGACUGUGUUAAGGAUUUAUCUGAUUUCCGUCCAUUUUUUAUGAGAAUGGCACCGACAGACCAAUGUUGUCGUUCUCAUCACAAAAUGACAGUAGCUGUUCUCCUCUCAGUCAAGAGGCACAUUCAGUCCAAGCUUGAGGAAUCAAAGUUCAAGAAGCAGUUUAAUUCAAUAAAGGCAAAGGGAAGGGGCUGUGGCUUUGUUCAGAUGUGCUACAAAGAUUUCCAAGUGUACCACAAUGAUCAGAGUGUCGGAUACCAGUCAUACCAGAAUAUCUUUUUAAGGCAUUGUAACACGUUUUCAAAAGCAGACAGAUCGAAAUGCCUUUCUGACUUACAGAUGUUGAAAGAGGUUUAUGCUGAAUGUGGAGAUAAGCUUGAAGGUCCAGGUCUGAACUCUUGUGGAGAAUUUGCUCAUGGGGACAAUUUAAGUCAUGGACCUGAACAUGAAGUAUGUGGAGAUGUGUCUUCAGGUCAGCAGAAAAACUUUACGCAGCGACAAAACGAAGGCAGUGGUGGGCAUGGCUCUGUUGUAAUGCAGCUGGAUAGUGAAAGUGAUGCUAUUAUCAUCACAAGAAAUGUCAGCGACAGUGAAAGUGAAACUGAAGCUCAAGGACAUGAUCACAGAAAGCAUUUUCGUAGAAAUGAAAAGUUAAAUUUACGGUCAAAUGAAAAUGAAGUCAAAGCAACUUUUAGUCCUUCUGAAGUGUCAAAUGUUUCCAGCCAAAAGGGCUCAGAAUGUAAGAUAAGUUCCUUGAAGGAAAAGUACCCUGUUCAGCCUGCAUGCCACUGUGAAAAUCGAUGCUGGGAAAAGAUAGGGGAAGAUAGGAGGAAACAAAUCCAUAAUAUGUUUUGGUUCCUCACAGACUAUACAAAGCAGAAACUAUGGAUACAAAGGCAGAGAGUUGUCAGUAAAUGGUUUGCCUUCUCCUUAUCUUCUCGUACUUCCAGGUCUUAUCGUUUGGCAGAUGAGAAAGGUCGACUAAUUCAAGUGUGUAGUCAUUUUUUCUUGAGCACAUUAGGUUUGUUUUCCAACUUCUCAGUAUAUAAAAAAAACCCUUCUGUGUCUGAUGUAAAUUUGGACAUGUCAGCCAGCUGUCCAGUUGUAAAAUCAGAGGACAAUAUUAUUGCUCCAUCAUCUGUCAAGAAAACCAAGGUAAUUCAGAGAAGAAAACGGGAAGGCUUUGAAGUCUCCUUCUUGGAGCAGCACAUUCAGGGUUUUAUCCAGUCGGGCAAGAAUAUCCCUGGUCUCAGGAGAGAAGAGUCUUCCAAGGACAGCAGGGUAACCAUAAAAAACAUGCACCAAGACUUCUUAAGGACCCAUCCGGACGUGAAUGUUUCUUAUGCUACCUACAACAAGUUAUAUCACGAGCAAAUCAGUGCUUUCAAGGUUAGGCUUUUUGCUGGAAGCUCUGAUUCUGAGUUACUCAUUGAUGAUGCAUAUCAUAGUUCUGGAUAUGCUGGUGAAAGUCUUGGGAACACAGAAGGUGUGUAUGGAAAUUUAAGUAAUGAAGGUUCAGCCUCAGAUGCCACAGAUUUAGACAAAAAAUCAUCAGUGCCUGGAGAAAGCUUACUUCAAGCUCAGGUUCACCCUGAAGGUGGUUUCUCUAAGAAAAGAAGAUUGAGAAAUCUAAGUAAAAGUGUGAAUUACAAUGACAGUCUUGAUUUCCCCCUUUAUCAAGAGGAUUGUCGUCCUGUGAAAAAACGCUCAUGGAAAUUGGGUGAAUCAAUAGCUAAGUCUGUGUCCUUUUCUGAGUCAUUCGGAGUUUCUUCUAAAAAGAAAAUGAAACGUAUGGCAAACUCCAGUUCUUUAAAUGUUGAUAGAAGAACAAAUUCGACAGACAAUGGAACUCCUAAGCGGAAAAGGGGAAGACCUAGAAAGCAUCCUUACCCGGAGGUUGUUGACUUUCAGGAUGAUCGGGGUAACACUGAUGGAGAGGUCAAAGAACUGAGUUUUCGAAGUGAAAAAGAAAAGAAACAAUUCAGGAAAAGUUAUUUGGUAACUUCUGCUAAAAAGAAAAAUAAACACCCGAUUCUCCCUGCAUGUAAAUGUAAUAGGAGAAAAUGUUUUGAGAAAAUUCCUGAGGCUAGAAGAGUUGAAGUUCAUGAAACUUUCUGGAGCCUUAAAUCAUACAAUGAACGUAAAGAAUGGAUGCUGAAGUAUGUGCAAAGAUGGGAGCCACAGACUAAAAAACUUAUCCUGGUUCCUGGGCGAAAAAAUGAUUGCAGGAAAUAUUUCUUGCCUGAUCAGGAUGGCAAUCCAAUGAAAGUGUGUCGGGUGUUUUUCCUUCAUACUUUGGGAUUUAAAUGGGACAGAAUUGUUGAUGAAAUCAUCAAGACGGUGCCAAAAGAUCAGAUAGUUGUGAGGAAAGUUUGUAAGGAACUUAAGAAACCACAAAGGGAAAUGCCUGAGAUAGUUGUCAAAUCUGUGAUAGAUUUCUGGGAGGAGUCUGAGAAAAGGAAUACAGUCAAAGAAGAUGUGGGCAAGGAAGAAGUUAGUGCAGGCCAGACAAAGGAACCUGCAACAGUGAAGGAGAAAUCAGAUGGAGCAAAAGUGAGAAAGGUAUUUGAAGAAUACAGGGCCAAACAUAAAAACAUCUACCUCGGCUACCAUAAUUUUCGGAGGAUAUUGAGGGAUUUUUUGGAAGCUCAAUUUCAAAGUGCCAAUGUGGUGUCAGAAACAGGAGUGGGGGAUGUGAGAGAAGCAGUGGAUGAGACAGAGGAAUUUGAUGAGCUGGAGACAGUUAGUGAAAUACAACAGCCUCCUUCUCCAUCAAAAGGUCUGACUAAAAAGAAAACACAGGCUAAACCAAAGUCAUUGAAAGUGAAAAAAGAUUUCAGAAGGUCACAUAAAAAAGUCCCUGCUGCAGUAAUGAAGUGCGUGAAAGAAUUCUGGGAAACUGUUCAGGAGUCUUUAGCCUCGACACCACCUGUGAAGAAAUCUAAUCGAGGCCGCAAGCGUUUACACGAAGACAGGGAUCCUCCAGUUCCAGGAGGGAGAAAAGUCAAAGAUUUAUUUGUUGAUUUUCGAAUAAGGAACAAGAAUGUUUACCUUGGUUAUCACAAUUUUAGGCGUAUCUUGAGAAAUCUGGCUGGCCUGAAGUGUGGGCCUACUGAAGUUGAAUCGGAGCUUGUUCAGGAUGAGAAUGAGCCUGCCAGAGUGUUGAAAAAACCAAAGAGAAAGCUUCCAGAAUUAGUAGUUAAAAGUGUCAAGGACUUUUGGGAAUCCUCUCCAAUGUCUGCAAGUUCAGAAUCUGACAAAAGCAGUGAGGUAAGCAAAGUCAAAACUUAUAACAAAGAACCCCUCAUGCCGGAAGGUGUAGACAUUAAGAAAUUGUUUUCAGAGUAUAGGGCCAAGCACACCAAUAUCUAUCUCGGGUAUCAUAAUUUUCGCAGGAUUCUCAGAAGUAUUCUUAAUCCAGAUGUUGAGCGUAUUGAAAUCCUUGAUCCCAAUGAAAAUAAACGAUCAACCAAGAAGUCUACCUCUGGUAGCUCUAAGGGCAACAACAAGCAAAUCGGUUCAAAUGAAGUGAACAUGGCUGGUCCUGCUAAGCUACAAUUGGAAACCCAGGUCAAUCAGGCUGGUUUUGAUGCUACAGGUCUGGCAGAGGCACAUUUGAAUGACCAGAAUGUUGGUGGGUUUGAGAAUGCACAUUGCGCAAUGACCAGUUUCAAUUCAACCUUUGCAAUGUGUCAUAAUGAGUUAAAGGGCAAUGAUGAUUGUAUUCUUGAUGUUGGAAGUGGACUGUUAAAGCGUAAAGGUUGUAUGGAUACCACCAUCAACUCAGAAGGCCCGGGUUUUCCUGUAUCCACAUUUAAGUGCAGAAAGCGGAAGAAUCCGUCUGUGAGGAAUAACAAAAGCAACUACCCCAUGUUGCCACCAUGUAACUGUACAAAGAGAAAAUGUCAUCUAAAGAUUCCAGAGGUACGCAGGAGAGCCAUUCAUGAAAUGUUUUGGGGUCUUGCAGGCUACAAUGAGAGGAAGCAGUGGAUGUUGGAGAACAUCAAGAGAACAGACAUCAAACGUCGUGUAGUUUUCUAUGAUGAAGGCAAACCUAAGAAGCAUGAAAGCCGCUGGUAUUACCUUCCAGAUGUAGAUGGAAAACCUUUGGAAGUGUGCAAGGCUUUCUUCCUCAGAACUCUUGGCUACAAGUGGGAUAGUGUCAUAGACACCAUAGGCAAGACCACGCCAAAAGGUGAAACAGUUGCUGCUCCGGACAGACGGGGCCGUAGACCCCCAGCCCACAAAAUCUCUGAAGAGGCUAUUGCCUCUAUGACUCAGUACAUUGAGUCAGUAUGUAGGUCUUCUCGUUGUUUCCAGCCUCAGAAAGGCCAGAAGAAAAAUAAAACUCCCAAUAUGAUACCGUACGGUUUGACCAUGAAACAUCUUUUUGAGGAUUAUAAGUCUAAGCAUCCUAAUCAUAAGUAUGGAUAUGAAAGUUUUAGAAAGGUUUUCCGCACAGUCAAGGCAGAUUGGAUUCAAAGUUUGCCAGAAGGACACAGCCAGGAUGAGCCUGAGCCAUCUUUUCCCACCGGCGAUGACUCGAUGGAACAGGACUACCCUGUCGUAACUGAUGUUGCUGAGGAUGUAGAUGACUUUCAGCCGGUGUCUACAGAGGUUAUUCAUGUCCCUCAGAGUGCUUCAUAUUCCAGUAUAGCUCAGUACACAUCACACCAGGAAGGGCUGGCUCCCGAGACAGUACCACUGGUACAAGAGAGAAAGAGCUGUCUCUACCAGUACUCAUCGCCAACACUCAAUCCUAUUCAGCACCCUUCCUCUGGCCAGCACCAUCAGCCCCACCACCAGCCCAGUCACAGCUCCCACCCGCCUCAUCAGCAUCAUCAUCAUCAUCAUCACCCUCAUCCUCAUAUUCAUCCUCACCAGGACCCUCACUCUGUUGCUGUCCAUGAUGUUGCUCAAGUGGCUCACAAUUCUGGUGUGAGUGAGCACUACCGGCCCAUGGAUAAUGAGCAGUUCAUGAAGUACAAUUUGUAUAACAAUAACUCCCCCUCAACCCCAGGGGCCACGGGACACUUCCAGCCCAUGUCUGCAGCAGAUUCUCUUGCUUUUAAUCCUGGCAGUCGUCCUGACAUAGAUCCCUCCACAUCAGGUGGUGGUCAGUUCCCGUCCUACCUGAUGCCCAGCCCAGAACCGUUCCGCAGGCAGGUCUACCACCACAUGGCCUCACAGUAUCAUUCAAUUUUGCACCACAUUGCAGAGUCCAACAGAUUCUUCAACUACAACGGUCUCCCACCAUCUACAGAAGGCAACUUCCAAAUGGGACAAGAGAAGAUUGCUCCUUUUGGGAAUAGGCAGGACUUCCCCAGGGAUAGCCAGAUCCCUAGUCAGAAUCAGAAUCAUUUCCCUCACCUGAAACACCCUCAGGGAUAUGUACAAGAGGUAUUACCCAUGCAAGGUCAAUUCUUGGACCCAAACUUUCAGCCACAUGUACAGCAACAGGAAGGCAGCAGUAUGGACCUGGCCUCCUAUUCUGAUGAUAAUGAAAGCGGCUAUAUUCUUGAAAACCCUGAAAUGCUUGGGAAAGAGCGAGUGGAAGGUUCACAGCAUCUGGUUACCCUUCCCGUUCCGGAAAAGGAGAAGGGAAAGAGUAGUAAGAAGUCUCCUCGUAAAAAGAAAGGUGAGACGAAAGUGAAGGUGAAGCGAGAAAGAAAGAUUAAGGUGAAGUCGGCUCGCAACAAUGGUGAGCAUUAUCCCAUGCUUCCAGCCUGUAACUGCAAGAAAAAGAAGUGUUCAGAAAAGUUUCCCGAAGAAAAACGACAGCAAAUUCAUGACAUGUUCUGGAAACUUGAAAACUACAAUGUGAGAAAGCAGUGGAUGCUGGAGAGAAUUGAGAGGACUGACCCAAAAAGAAGAAGAGAAAUCAUCGGCAACUUCAAGAAAGGCGAGUCUAGGUGGUACUUCUUACCAGAUGAUGAGGGAAAAAAUGUGGAGGUGUGCAAAACAUUUUUUCUGCACACUCUCGGGUACAAAUGGGACAGUGUUAUUGACACCAUUCGAAGGACGAUUCCGAAAGGAGAAAAAGUGAGUAAGCCUGACCAGAGGGGACGUAAGCCUCCAGCUCACAAGUUGCCUGUCUCAGUUAUACGCUCAGUUAUCCAGUACAUAGAAUCCAUGCAGCAGGCAUCAGAACUUCAUCCCAAAGCUGACAAGGACACAAAGAAGGAAAAGUCUGGGGAGGCUGUCCCUAACAGUGACAGCGCCAGUUGUUCCCAGAUUGUUAUUCCCUAUGGUUUGACUAUGAAAGAUUUAUUUGAUGACUACAAGGCUAAGCAUGCAGGGCAUAAGCUGGGUUAUGAGAGUUUCCGCAGACUGUACAGAGCUGUUUCAAAUUCUGAGCAGAUUCUAAUGGACAACGGUCAAACUGGGGAGGAGGCUUUGUUGAAUCCAGAUGGAGACCAACUUGUUACCUUCUAAACAUGUGGAAAUAUGUACUAUGAGUUGUGUAUUUGUCCCAUUACUUAGUUAACACUGUCCGUACGCCUGUGGUUGUAUUCUUCACAUUUUAGAACACUUCUAGUGCGAAGAUCUCAAAAAAUCAUUUUGACAGACUGCUAUGCAAACGGAUCUGACUAACGAGCAAAUUUCCUCUUUGGAAAGUGAUGGCACAGAGUUCCCCACAUCAUAUGGAUACGAUAGUAAAACUCGACAUACGGAUAGGGUUAACUUUGUCUGAGUAUUUUUGUUACAGAUUGUCUUAUCAUAAUCUAUGAUGUUACCAUGUACAGGCUGUGUUACUAUUUUUACUGGUUGAUGAUUGAUUUAGUUUUAUGCGAGUGGUUGAAGGGGGGGCUCUAGUCUUGUCUGUUCCUUUUUCUUUUCAGUGUCAUAUUAUUUGUAUGAAAUGUUAUUUUUCUGUCCAGCUAUGUGUACAUCUGUUAUGCUUGCCUCAGGGCCUAAAUGCAACGCUGCAGAUGCUGGACUUUUUUUCUUUCCUUGAUCUUUUUAUUUUUUGUAUUUUUUAAUGGUUUUAAAUAAGAGUUUUGUUGCCCUACAAGGUAUAACUUGGUAUUUUCAGUCAGUCUUGAGAUGAAAAAUAUACCAUGUAGGCUACUAGAUAGAAUCAAUGUGUACUUCUAAUAGGCUCAUAUGAAAUUGGAAUUUUCUUUGAUCUACCACCGAUUGGUCAGAUCCCAUUUUCAUUUGUUUUGGUAUACAAUGGGUUCAAGUAUGAUAGUUAAUUUGCCCCGAUGAAGUUGUUUAUUUGAUUGACUUCAACGAAGGUUGUCUACAAAUUUGAUCUUAACAAAUUAUAAAUAAUCACCUGAAUCCCUGCCCCACUUUGUCAGUUCUCUGAAGUGUUUUACCCCCCCCCCCCAUUGACACAAAUUAGAUCAUGAAAGAGACGAGUUGCUUCAACUGCUUCAACCUUUCCUGUCAGACUGAGUGGUCUGCAUCAUCCCAGCAGAAAGAUACUUAAUUAAAAACUUCCUGACCCAGUAGCGAACUCAUGUCUUCUAUAUAUGCAAAGAUGAAGAGCCUAACUGUAACACUACAGAUGCUAUUAUAUGUUUGUUUGGUUUUGAUGUCAGAUGUUUGAUCUGUUGUCACAAAUGUCAAUCAAUGUCACUGUCAGGCAUCCUUACCACCUCCCCCCCCCUCCCCCAGUGUCCAAUUAGAGCGAAAGUUGAGACUACCCAAGGUGCCUGGGUGCAUGUUUGCAAUGAAAGAUAGUAACUUCCUCAUUUGUUUUUUAAGCAGUGCACUGACAGUGACUCCAGUCAUAGAUGAAUGUUUUGUGUAUGAAGACGGGAAAUUUUUAGCCAGAGCAGUUUUUCUUUGGCAAAACAGUUCAAAAUUUUCUUAUGUUUUAUUUGUAGUAUGCAAGGUAGCAAAGAGCUCGCUGAAAGUGAAAUCCAUAACCAAGGUUUUCAUAUCGUCCUCAAGACACAUAUAUAUAUAUGAAAAAUAUCAGGACCAAGGAUAAUUUCAUUGUGAAUGAAAAUUAUUUUAUAUAUUUUUCUCCAUUUCCGUUGUACAAAUGAAUCAACUCUACUAUAAUGUAAUACAAGAUAAUCAGAAUUUAAACAGUCUACUGUGGAGCAUUUAGAGCUGACUGUGAUUCAGUUUGAUCAGUAGGUGAAAUCGUAUAGUACAAGUUUUACGGGUUUUAGUUUGCCUAUAUAGAUCUUACUUGAACUUGAAGUAUUUCUUCUUAACCUAGAGUCGUUUUGAUGACCAAAUGCAUUGUCUUGACAACCAAGUGUGUUGUGUUCAAAUAAUGAAAUAUUUCUGUUUCUAGCAGAGCAUCAGGUGUUUGUCUUUGUCUGUUAUGCCUUUCUUAGAAUAUUUUGUAUAUUCUAUUACCUCUUUAAAACAAACAAAUUUUGUAAAUAUUGACUCUUUUAUUUUGUAGACCUGUAUUUGAUUUACUUUUUGUCUCAUAACUUUUGAUUCUUAUUAGGUUAUUGAUUUUCAUAACCCGUUAACAUCUGUUUGGUUAUUUUAGAUUUUGGGAUUGAAUCAUUGUUGAUGGUUUUUCUGUGAUCUGUUAAUAGGUAUAGCCUACAAUUUUUAAAACUGGUUUGAAUACAUUUUUUACCUGGCCUUCCAUCACUGGGAUUUGUUUUUGGUGUGUAUGCCCAUGUUUAUAUAUAAUAUGCUUUGGGAAUUGUUAUUUUGUCAAGAGAGAAGAGAUAUAUUUGCUUGUUGGGGGUCUUUUUAUUGCCUUUUUUUAUCAGAUUCUGGGUACUUCAAGGGGCACUGCAAAUGAAUAUCUUGGUGGGAUCUCAAACGAGUUGAAUUAUUUUGUGUUGCUUAAUGUCCUUAGACAAUAUGAUAACCAGUGCACAUUGCAGAAAGUGUCGUCACAUCCUGAUUUGUUAUGGUUUGAUGAACAGUUGAGGGUGGCCAGGUUUUUGUUUAUUUUGACAUAAUUUGAUCAACAGCAAUUGAUGGGCUCCAGUUUGAUGAAACUGUGGCCAACGGCCAAUUACAAGGCUACUACGCAUAAUAGGAUCAGAUCUUUUGAUUGCACACAGAAUGUGAUAGGCUCCAACGGACAAUAGGGCCAUACAUGAUGAAGCAAAGCGGAGGUUGAUUUGAUUUAUAUAGUGUGCAAUAGCUGGAAGCAUUACUCUACUGGAACCGAAUUGGCCAUGCUUUUGACCAAUGGAUAUCUGUUAUAAUUUCACUACUGAAAAUAAAAUCAGGGGAGGUGUGAUUGUUCAACUGAUUCAGCAGAUAAUUUUGACUUCGGACGCAAAUAAUUUGUUACCACUCUGUGCCUUCACGGGUGGUCUCACAAAAAGCUAAUAAAGAAAUAUGGGAUAAAACCAUGUGUGUGCAAUACAAAAAUUUCAGAAUAAAAAUACUAUUCAAUGUCACCAGAAAACAGGGAUGAAAUGUAAGUGGUAUGGAAAAAAGAAGAGAAGAAAGUGAUGAGUAGAAAGGGUGCAAAGAGCAGCUCUGUGUCAAAACACAGGAGACAGUCAGCCGCUGUGAGCAGUGCUGCGGGCUGAAUCAAUUAAUACUUUAUGACACUAGGUUCUUGAAUGCAUUGUGUGCAUGCAAGCUGUGAUGUGUAAAUCAGAAAUUUUGUGAGGAAUUUUUUGUAAUUCAGUGUCAAAGUCAUGAAUUAACAAAUCUUGACCCUUCCUUCUGCCAUCAUACUUAUCUCCUGUAUGUAGGCUAUGUAGUAUGCCUUAUGUAAUUGAAGUGUGUAACCUCCUUUCCACCUCUCUUGCUCCCUCCCUCCAUCACCCCCUCCCCCCUCCCAUGCCCCCUUCCUCACCCCCUCGCAUUCCUCCUACCUCCUCUCUACCCCCCACCAGUCUUUCUUCCUUUCCUUUUCCCUUCUCUUUAAUGACUCGUAAUGUUCAUUAUUUCUUUUUACAAUUUUUGUUCCUUUCCUAUGAAGUCCUAUAAUAACUAUAACGCACAACUCUGUGGAUGGCAGUCGAUGUUCCAAUGAGUUUUUCAUUCCAACUUAAUUUACAGAGUACAUGAUUCAUUGUGGUUUAAGUCCAUUUCAUGUAUGUAGAAGUCCUUCCAUAAUUCAUCAACAUUUUCAUUUAUCAAGUUGGAGUAUUUUGUGUUACUGGGUUCAUUUGUAUCAGUACGCCCGUUCUCAUAAAUUCAUUUUUGUGUUUCUGUACUUCUGAAACGUAUACCCAAAACCAUGCUGUUAUUGUAGAUUUUUACAUUAUAACUAAACUGAACGGAUCAUAUUUUUAUAUUUUCUUGUUAGUUUCCUUAUAUUAUACUUUUGCACUCUGACUUUUAAUAGAAACGUUUACGCUUUCGCUUCCAAUGGUGAUUACUGGUACUAGUGUCACCCAUACGUACAUGUUUGAUGAUAGAAUAUCGAGCAGGAUACAAAGAGGCUCAUUGAAUUGUAUGAUGUAUUGCUGUUGGAAAAUGUUUGCCCUAAUGGAUUGCAAAACAUAAUGUAGUGUACAUAUGUUCAUAAAUACAUACGGUUGUAUCAUAAACCAAUGGUAAAAUCAUUAAAGGUCUCACAUUAUUUUAUAAGAAA
This is a messenger RNA of Aplysia californica (California sea hare), 12052 nucleotides long. RefSeq lists its product as uncharacterized. The coding region runs from base 430 to 7992 and encodes 2520 amino acids. The transcript is spliced from 2 exons. The record is from RefSeq and is a predicted model, not a curated record. NCBI's taxonomy places the organism in Eukaryota, Metazoa, Mollusca, Gastropoda, Aplysiida, Aplysiidae.